This is a messenger RNA of Seriola dumerili (greater amberjack), 1385 nucleotides long. RefSeq lists its product as uncharacterized. The coding region runs from base 50 to 679 and encodes 209 amino acids. Lineage: Eukaryota; Metazoa; Chordata; Actinopteri; Carangiformes; Carangidae. The transcript has 4 exons. The record is from RefSeq and is a predicted model, not a curated record.
UCGGAUCAGAGCUGUGCUGGUGUCAUACGGCUCUCUCUUGUCUUUAAUCAUGGAUCUGCUUUGGAUGAUCCUGCCAGUGUUUCUAGUCUGUGCAGAGGCCGAGAAUGUGACUGAGGUCAAGGUGACGCUGGGUCACAGCGUCACCUUGAGCUGUUCUAAGGACAUUUCAAACUUAUACUGGUACAUGCAGAUCUACGGCCAGCUCAGUGUGUUUAUCGGCCGUACUUUCUCUGGAAACCAUGAACACAACUACUGCUCUCCCAGUUUAAAAACCAAAUAUUCUCUCUGGGAAAAGACACUUGUGAUUACAAACGUCACAGCAGGGGAUUGCAGGUUUUACUUCUGUGCCAGGAAGAUGAAGAGCAACAUUAGUUAUGUGGACACUUUUCGCCUUGUCUCAGAUGUUCCUCCAACUCCAUCCACCAAUGAUUCUCAACCAGACCAACACCAGGAGCAGCACAACUUGACAAUAUGGCAGAGUAAUUAUGUCAUGUAUGGCUCACUCACCCUAAAUGCCUUCCUCAUCUUAGUUACAAUAGGUCUGGCUUUUGCGUUGCUAUGUUUAAAGAAGAAGAAGAAGAAGAAGAAGCAGAAAGAGAAGGACUGCAACCACCAAGUGAAUGAUCCGUCUCUUUUGAUCUAUGAGAACAUACAGAUCCCAGUGACUGUGCAGUAUUAGCAGAUCCACCUCUCCACCUCCAGAGUCCCUCCACCUGCAGCUCCUCCUCAUGAGCGUGGACAGACUCCAGUGUCACGACUGCAACAACCUUUAGCCAAACGUGUUCAGGAACGUGUUAAUGGUGGUUUAAGAUUCAGUAUUUGUAUUUGUUUGUGUUUCUUUUGUUCGUUAAAUUUUGUUCUGCAGUCUGAUUGUUCACUUAUACAGUUGUAGAGAAACAGCUCAAGUACAUUUGUUUAUUUUGUUUUUUUUUAUUGAAUAGCUAACACAAAAAGGAACACAAUUUCUUCUUCUUUCUUCUUUCUUAUUUUCCACAAACUAGUUAGUGAUAGAAAUAUGUACUGCAUGUUUUUAGAAAGAAAUUGUGUCUUAACAGUGAGGCAAUCUGAAUAAAACAUAUUUUAAAAAAAGAAAUGAAGUAUUAAUUACUCUGGGAAUGUCUUGCUUUUUAUAAGCAGAACUAUAAGAUUCCUGCCCUGCCUUAUUCAACUGUAGUAUGGUAUAUUAUGCUUACAUGUAGCUUUUUAUAUAAUGUUGUUAUAGUUUUCCUAUAUGGUAAUUGAGUCUAAUCUAUGUUUACAUACAUCUCUUACACAUCUGCCUGUGUUGAAAGAAGAAUUCCUUUUUUUUUUCUGGACUGAGGGUGUUUCUGAAGUACUGUUCUAAGUUGCAAACUGAACAUUUUUAUUGUGAAAUAAAGGAUCCU